Messenger RNA from Calliphora vicina (urban bluebottle blowfly), 4239 nucleotides. It is a transcript of the gene yuri, whose product is annotated as yuri gagarin. Bases 712 to 4059 code for a protein of 1115 amino acids. NCBI's taxonomy places the organism in Eukaryota, Metazoa, Arthropoda, Insecta, Diptera, Calliphoridae. The record is from RefSeq and is a predicted model, not a curated record. The transcript has 17 exons.
CACCUCAACAUUGGGGCCACUUUUUUUUUAGUUUUGUGAGACAGUCUCACUUUAGCUUGAAAACCGAACGAACGUGUCGUGGUCCCGCAAAAACCAAAUGUUUGGGUUGAAAAUAUAAAUAUAAAAAAAAAAUAGAAAAGAAAUACGAAAGAUCUCUCUUUAAACAAGCUACAAGAAGAAAAAACAAACACAACAAGAAAAAUAAUAAAAUAAAAUUAUUAAACAAAUAUCGAAGACCUAAAAUAACAACAACAAUUAACAAACAAAUAAAUAAAUUGUAAAUAAGUGACGUCAAAACAAAGUAAACUUUACAAAUGAAAGUCCAAAAAUAACAGAAAAAACAACAACAUCAAUAAUAUAAUAACAAGAACACCAAACUCAACGUAAACCCAAAAAAAGCAACAAUCGAAUAUUCUGUAAAUAAAUAUUGAAUGAAAAAUUAAACAGCUGCAGAUACAUACGAGGAACAUUUGUUUGUUGUAUUUUAUAUGCCGAUAAUAACAACAACUACUGCUACUACGACAACAACAACAUCAAUUGCAAACAACAGUAGACGGACGGACUGACAAACCAAUAUUUUAUUCCAGUUAAAGUCGUUGUUAUUGUUGUUACUGUUACUGUGUUGUUUUAAAUUGGUGAAUGAUACUUCGUGUGUUGUUGGCAAAUGCGCCGUCAAAGUGAAAAAUUUAACUAAAUCGAUCUCUCAACACAAUGCAACAUAAUGCUACAGAAACCGGCGGUACGCCAACCACCAAAUCCCCAGAAAAUAACAAACAGCAAUCUACGACAAAUUCGGCCGCAGCAUUUCCAACUAGAGCAUCCUACAAUCCCAGAUUUGCAGUAACACCUGAAACUAUGGGUAUGAAUUUACGCUCCGAUACUCCCACACCCACUAGAGAACAAACACAACAUGAACCCCCCUUAGUGGAUGUGAAAUCCUAUUACGAACGUCAUAAUAAAGGACCUACGGUGGGAUUACUCUCGGACUAUAAACAAGAAUCAAAUAAUUCCUUUCACAGUUCCCACUCAAAUACCCCGUCUAAUUCGUAUGCGUCAAUUAGAACAGAGAAUGUAGGACAGCGUAUAUCAAGUUGUUAUCCUAUUAAAACUCCUUCGCCGAAUGUUUCACCCAGAACACCUUCACAGCAAUGGAGUUUUGAUCGUACAAUUAAACCGGAGUAUUUAGAGCAGCAAAAUAAUGUUUAUACCUCCUCGGCUUCACUAUGCCCCACCCAAUCAGCACAGGCGAAGUAUACAGCCUCUAAUAAUUACCAAACUCUCAGGUCUCCCGAUGCUCACGCCUAUGCAUAUGUGCAAAAUGUUACGUCUUCGUCGGAGAUUCCCACGUCGCCUUACAAUGAAGAACAUCACCAGAAAUAUAGAUCGGGAUCGGAUGUCUGUGCGGGUGAUUCGGCCAAAUUAAAUUACAACCAAUUAAAUGAGUUAUAUGCGAAGAGAAUAGAGGAUAUUGAUGCAAAUGUUUGGGGAGAUAAAGAUCUAAAAAUUGUAACCUAUCAAGAAUGGGUAGAGAUGUUGACAAAAAUCAGCGAAUCCUUUAUCAUCAACAUGGACCAACUGGAAAGGGAGGUGGCUGAUCAUUUAGAGCUGAUACAGAGAAAAGUCAAUAGCAAUUGUCGCCACAGUCAGGGCAAUGAGUUGAUGAAAUGUCGCAAAGACAUUGAUACACUGUUGAAAUAUAUAAAAAAUGCACGUAACUAUAAUAGCUGGGAUCUACAGGGCCUUACAUUUGAGACCAUAACACCCGCCCAGGUAUUGGAUGUCAGCGAUUUUGAAAAUCUUACUAUUGAGGGCAAUGGAGGGGAUGCAAUGAAAAAUAACAAUGAGGCAGAGGUAAUGCAAAGAAACAAGCUGUAUGCCAGUAUGAAAGCCUUGGCUCACGAAGUGGCCGAGAAACACGAUGAGGUGAGAGAGCUGAAAAGACAGGUAAUUUCUAUGGAGGAUGAGAUACAAAAGGCCCAACAGAAAAUCCAGUUAAAAGAUGAUGUUAUCAAGGAGUUGAGAAAUGAUCUCAAGUGUGCCAACAACAAGUUUUCCGCCCAACAUUCUGUGGACACAGGCUUGAUCAUGCCUCCAAUUAACUUUGAAGAUCACACCUCUCGCAGUGCUAAUACACAGCUAACGGAUUGUAGUACUCCUCGGUUCCAAGACGACAAUGGUUCCCAAUACGAUUCUCUUAGUCAUACAGAGCUGGAAGAACAACAAAAAUUCAAAUUAUUGGAGGAGGAAAUGAAUGAGUUCUUUGAAAUGAACACAGUGUUAAAUAAACAGAAAAUGGAAAAUCAACGUAAAGGAUUAAUGGAUAUUUUCCAAAAGCUGAAAUCUGAAAAAGCUGCUGUUUAUCGAAAACUAGAUUUUAUACGCAGUCAACUAAUCGAUUUGGAAUCGGACUCUGCUGAAGGCAAUAACGAUUGUGAUUCUGGUUUCCAUUCGAAGAGUGAACAUGAUCAAGAUGCUAAACUAUUGGAAGCGGUACGCAAACGUUUGCGCAAACUAAAUGAAUCGAAUGUAGAGCUUAAGAAAAGAAUGCAAAAGUUGGAGUUGGAAAAUAGCGACUUGUCCAAUAGUUUGCAUUCGGAGAAAACUUUUUCCCAGCGUAACAGUGAAACCUUAAAGGAACUAGCGGAUUUAUUGUGUCGCAUGAAAGGUAAACAAUUCUCUUACACCAACAUCUAUAGUUCAACCUCUAAUGAAAGGAAUCCAUUCUGUGAAGCCAUUGAGGAAAUGAAGCAAGAUUUUCAAGAACGGGAAUCCCAACUAUUUAAAGCUGUAACCAUGAGAAACAAACAGGUUGAAGAAUUAUCCAAAUCUUUGCUAAAAAACGAAGAAGAUUUUAAUCAAGAAAGAACAUUACACAUGAAUGAAACUCUCAAAUGCCAAAUAGCUCAUUUGCAACGUACCCUUUUUGAACGAGAUCAACGCAUUGUGCAACUGGCUAGUAUGCUCAACAAUGUCUCGCAAAUACAAUCGUUGGAACCCCAUCAGGCAGCCCUCGAAUAUGUCACUUCCCGCAAUAACUUUACAGCUGAAUUGGAGAAGAAAAUUGAAGGGCUUACGGAAAAGUUGGAUAGGUCAACGCAGCAGGAACAUUUUUUACACAGAGAAACUAGGAAACUCAAUGAAGAGUUGAAUGAGAGUAAAAGAAAAAAUGGAGAUUUAAUUUCACAAGCUCAUCGUUUGGGCAAUCUUCUGAAGAGCCAAGAGAGCCAUCGCAUGGAAUUGGCUGCCAAAUAUGAAGCUCUGGAGCAAAACUAUGAAGAUCAAGCGAAAAAAUUGCGUACUGCCAACAAUCAGCUGUGUAUGCUGUCCGAACGUUUUCAAACUAUGGAAAAGAGACAAAAUGAACAUAAUAUGGAGCGCAAAUUACUCAGCGAUGAGGUGCUCUCGCUCAAAGAAAAUCACGCCUGUGCCAUGGGUCGUCAAAAGAGCCUAGAGGAACAACUACUCAAGACCGAAAAAGAACUAUACAAUGCACACGAUGUCAUCAAACAACAAAAAUCUAUUAUGCAACGCAAUGAGUUUGCCCAAAACGAAGCCCAGCAAAGACUGCAGGAAACGAAUAACGAGCUGAAAAGAAAAUUUUCGGAUCUGGUGCAAGACUAUAAAAAAUUGCAAGAGGAACACGACAAGCAGAAAGAGAUCAAUACACAACAGCUAAAACUGCUGGAGAACUUUCGCAAAUGGAAGGAACAGCAGCUGAAAGCCGAACAAACCACACGCGAGAAUUUAAAAAUAUAUCAAAAUUGUAUUGAAGAUAUGCUGCAAGAUAAACAGAAAUUAAUGCAUAACUUUCAUGAUCUCUAUAAAGAUUAUAGUCUGCUGCAAAACGAAUUGGAUCGUUUCAAAGUGUCUUCAUUAAACCUUUCCAACUUUAGUAGACUGCAUAAUACAUCUGAAAGAUCGAUUGCCGAACGUUUGGAAAUUGUACGCCGCACAGCGCGUCGUGUUUCGGAACAAAGCUCCUCGUUUAAAGACGAGGAGCCUACAGCUUCGAGAGGCGAUUCAAGCUCGGCUUUCAGACCAAGCGAGGAACCACUCUAAAACUAAUUAACAGAAAUCGGUUUAAUUGAUUUAGCAUUCUGUAUAUAUAUAUUUUUAAUAUGUAUUGUAGGUAUUUUUAAUGUUUAGUUUUAGUUUAAUUUUGUAAUAUACUUUUUAUUCUAUUACUUGUGCCUGUAUCUAGUUAUGGUCUGCAAACAAAUUAGUUUAUAAUUGUAUAUA